Molecule: messenger RNA, 2088 nt
Organism: Parastagonospora nodorum SN15
Lineage: Eukaryota; Fungi; Ascomycota; Dothideomycetes; Pleosporales; Phaeosphaeriaceae
Exons: 3
Coding region: 1-2088 (695 amino acids)
Molecular function (GO): dipeptidyl-peptidase activity
Source: RefSeq, a predicted model, not a curated record
AUGUUCGCUAUCAACUCCUGUCCGCCCGAUCCAGCAGUUGUUGGCGAUCAGUGGCGAGACCUCUGGCUCCAGCGGCUUGAGUCUGGUGGCUUCUUUGCGAAGGAGUGGCAUGAGAACCAAAGGCGUAACGACUUCUGGAAACAUGGUUCCGUCUGCGAAGAUUACAGCUCUAUCGAGGCUGCGACUUACUUGGUGAGCGGAUGGCAAGAUCCGUAUACCAAUACAGUUUUCAGGAUGCUGGAGAACCUCAAAUGUCCCAAGAAGGGGCUUGUCGGCCCUUGGGGUCACAAGUAUCCAAAUUUCGCGAAACCCGGUCCACAGAUAGGCUUUUUGCAAGAGACAGUUCGUUGGUGGGAUAAAUGGCUGAAGGGUAUCGACGAAACGAACAUCAUGGAUGAGCCUGAGCUUCGCUGCUACCUCCAAGAUCCAGUACUACCAGCUGCUUACGACAAGUUCCGACCCGGCCACUGGGUUGCGGAAAAGAAGUGGGACGACGAAAAGGCACUUACGCGUCGCAUGGGUCUUGCUCCAGGACGCUUGACCGAGGAAACAUCUUCAAGCUCCGAGAAGAUCGAAAUCUGCUCGCCACAGACUCUGGGCUUUGCAGGGGGGAGAUGGCUGACAUUUGGCGUUGAAGGCGAGGGUCCAUCUGAUCAGCGCCUGGAAGCAGGCGGCAGUCUCGUCUUCGACACCAGACCACUGACAGAAUCCAUCGAUUUGCUCGGUGCUGCUGUUUUGAACGUUCGCAUCGCAAGCGACAAGCCUUAUGCCUUAUUGGCUGCGACGCUGUCAGAAAUAUUACCAAACGGUGCAGCGACCCGCGUUUCCUAUGGCCUGCUCAACCUUACCCAUCGUCAUAGUCAUGAGGAUCUCGAAGCGCUUGAGCCCGGCAAGUUCUACGACGUGAAGCUGAAGCUCAACCACUUUGGGCAACGCCUUGGAGUAGGCAGUAAACUUCGUCUUGCUCUAUCCUCCACGUACUUCCCCAUCGUCUGGCCAUCUCCCGAAGUGACAAUACUCACAAUCGAUACUGGGUCGAGCUCCAUCGACCUGCCAGUAAGGACCGAUGACUCUCAGGACUCUAAGCUCCGACCUUUCCGGCCGGCGAUCAAUGGCACUCUCAAGAAGACGCAACUGCGCCCUGCAAGUCACAAGAAUUACGUCAAGCAAGAUUGGGAUACUGGACGCACAGAGCUCGUAGUUGAUUGGGAUGACGGGAAGUGGGAGAUCGACGAGACUGGAUGGCGCUUCGGGUGGACCACACCUAUGGUAAUGGGUUGUCAUCCUGCCGACCCGCUGUCUGCGGAGGUGUACCAGGGUUUCGAAAGGGAGUUUGAACGCGGUGAUAUCAAAGUCCGCUUUGCAGGUUGGACGAAAAUGGAGGCGACAAGAACCGACUGGAUCAUGACUGCGCGGAUAGACGCAUGGGAAGGAGAGAAAGCGGUGUUCGGGCGAGACUAUGAAUUCAAGGUUCCACGCGAUCAUGCCCCAACACCCCUCCUCCAUAACCAAGGCGCAGGAAUAGUAACCGGAGGCGACACACUGUCCUUCUUCAAGCGCUACGACAAGUGUGGGCGCGACAUCGCCGCCCGUUCAGCCAGCCGGCAGUACCUGAACAAAGAUGGCAAAAUCGUACAUGAAGAAGCCAUGCGCCAGAAUAUGACCAGCUGGAAUCUAUUCUAUCAUAUUUUUCGAGCAAACGUCGAUGGCGUGAAGAGCGAGUACUGCUCCGUCCCGGAGGAAGACAAGGAUGAGAAGAGAGCCAAGCAUCUCCACGGCCACAAAGUCACCGGCCUUCACGAAAGAGCGAGAAAGGCGAAACUGAAGCAGAGUCUCCUCAUCGCCGCCGACGGCCCCAGCUCCACCAUCCGCUCUCUCCUCGCCCCCAAUAACCAGCGCACGUAUGCAGGCUACGUCGCGCUGCGCGGCACCCUCAUCGAAUCGGAAGCCAACCCUCAAACGCUCGCAACUUUCAGCGAGCGCUUCACUUUCUUCCACGGCCCGGGGGUGCAGAUACUCGCAUACCUCAUUCUAGGACUAAACGGAACGCUAGAGCCUAGUCAACGACUGAUCAAUUUCGUGUACUAA